AUGGAGAUCAACUCCCAAUGCCUUCCUUGUGACAAAGACAUCCUGAGGGAAACCAUUAAAUUCAUGUACACGGACUGGGCGGACAGGGACAACGGCGACAUGCGGAGGAAGACGCUCCUCGCUCUGUUCACGGACCACCAGUGGGUGGCGCCGGCCGUGGCCACCGCCAAGCUCCACGCAGAGUUUCAGUCGCCGGUUUACUUCUACACGUUCUACCACCACUGCCAGACGGAGACGCGUCCCGAAUGGGCCGACGCCGCCCACGGAGACGAGAUACCCUACGUGUUUGGCGUUCCCAUGAUCGGUGCUACGGAUCUGUUCCCGUGCAACUUCUCCAAGAAUGACGUGAUGCUGAGCGCUGUGGUCAUGACCUACUGGACCAACUUCGCCAAGACCGGGGACCCCAACCUGCCAGUCCCUCAAGACACCAAGUUCAUUCACACCAAACCCAAUUGCUUUGAAGAGGUCAUCUGGACCAAGUUCAACUCCAAGGACAAGCAGUACCUCCACAUCGGAUUAAAACCUCGUGUUAGAGACAACUACCGGGCCAACAAGGUGGCCUUCUGGCUGGAACUAGUGCCCCACCUCCACAGUCUGCACGAGGAGCUCUUCCUCACCACGACUCGCUCGCCCGCGGGCCCCGGCCAAGGCACCCACCGACCGGGCCCCCGGCCGACUCGCCACCCUUACCCCACCUUUGCCUCCGACCCGGAGCUGGAGGGUUCGGAGCGUCCGCGCCAGGAGCUCUUCCCCGGAGACCCCCGGGACUACUCCACCGAGCUGAGCGUCACGGUGGCCGUGGGGGCGUCGCUCCUCUUCCUCAACAUCCUGGCGUUCGCCGCCCUUUACUACAAGCGCGACAAGCGGCACGAGAUGCGGCGCCACCGGCUGUCCCCGCAGCGCGGCGGGCCCGCCAACGACCUGGCUCACAGCCAAGAGGAGGAGAUCAUGUCCCUGCAGAUGAAGCACUCGGAGCACGACCCCCACCACGACAUGGAGCCGCUGCGGCCGCACGACAUCCUGCGGCCCGCCUGCCCGCCCGACUACACGCUGGCGCUGCGCCGCGCCCCCGACGACGUGCCGCUGAUGACGCCCAACACCAUCACCAUGAUCCCCAGUACCAUCACCAGCAUGCAGCCUCUCCACGCCUUCAACACUUUCCCGUCCACCGGCCACAACAACACCCUGCCCCACCCCCACUCCACCACCAGGGUAUAGUAGGGACUGGCGCCACGCAGCGCCACCCAAGGACCAGGCCGACUGGCGGGGGCCGCCGACCGAGAGCGGAGGCCUCCGUCUCCGUCCUCCUGUUCUCUUUCUCCACAAACAACUCCACCUCCUCAGACUCAGCAGCUCCCCCGGUGGCCGCGUGGAGAAGCAACCGGACCGCACGGCAGCAGAUGAUCGGUUCGGGGGUUGAUUUCAGAUCGUUUUACGGAUACUGUUUUCAAAGGUACGCUGGUUCCAGACUAAAGCCCCCGGACGCCAGUCAAAGGGACGAGUGCUUUUCGG
This is a messenger RNA of Pseudoliparis swirei, 1512 nucleotides long. Its product is annotated as neuroligin-2-like. Lineage: Eukaryota; Metazoa; Chordata; Actinopteri; Perciformes; Liparidae. Gene Ontology annotation, biological process: neuron cell-cell adhesion; synaptic vesicle endocytosis; presynaptic membrane assembly. The coding region runs from base 1 to 1218 and encodes 405 amino acids. The transcript has 3 exons. Gene Ontology annotation, cellular component: postsynaptic specialization membrane; synapse; cell surface. The record is from RefSeq and is a predicted model, not a curated record. Gene Ontology annotation, molecular function: signaling receptor activity; neurexin family protein binding.